AUGACAUCCUCUACAGUCAGGCCAAUUAACGUAUUGCUGGUCACUAAAACCCGGGGUUACCGCCACGAUUGCAUACCCAGCCUCAUCUCCGCCUUUAGCUCGCUUCCCUUCACGGUCAAGCCCACUGAAGAUACGACUGAUAUCCUCUCUCUUUCGAAUUUCGACGUUGUUGCGCUUGGCCAUAAUACGGAUAAGUUCUUGACAGAAGAAGAGGCUGACUCUUUGUUGUCUUUUGUUGAGAAUGGCGGUGGCAUAGUGGGCAUUCAUGCUGCUACCAGUGGUAUGCGGGCAAACUCCAAGUACACCAGAAUUCUUGGGGAGGUUUUCAACGGCCAUCCGCCUCCACAGUGGAUAACUCUUGUGGUAGAGAAUCCUGAACACUAUAUUAACGACCAUGAGCCUCUCCCUACAACCAAUUCUGCACCGUCCUCUGCUCUACCCAUUUCAAUCAAUACAGAAUCUAUUCCAGCGAAGCAUUUUCCGUGGUUCGAUGAGGUUUACACAUUUAAAUCCCACCCUUGCGCCGCUACAGAUCGCACAAUCUUGUUGUCAGUCAAGGGAGACAACCGUGGAGAUGGAUCAGAUGGUUUUCCUCUAUCUUGGUUACAAACCGUUGGGAAAGGAAGGGUAUAUUAUACAGCUCUCGGUCAUUUCGAUGAAGCCUACCAGGAUCCGUGGUUUAUGGAAAACAUACGUCGAGCUGUAGUGUGGACUGCCAAGAAAGAAGGAUAA
Molecule: messenger RNA, 732 nt
Organism: Fusarium sp. VM40
Lineage: Eukaryota; Fungi; Ascomycota; Sordariomycetes; Hypocreales; Nectriaceae
Source: the annotation of a GenBank genome assembly